UUGAGAACGAAACGCAGCGAGGAAAGGAACAUGAAUUCGCUGGUGAUACUUGCCACAGGGCUGCUUUGUUUUCUAGCAGUUAGAGUGCCGUACGUAGCAGGCGACUCCAGUGAGGAGGAGUACCACGUACUGUUACCGCCUAGUGAUAAAGGACUACUGAGUCUUAUUGGCAUCAGCAGUCAGCCCGUUAUACAAGCAGUCAAAGUGAAAGUGCCACGUUAUGCAGAUCCUGCGCUGAAACAGCAAAUCAUCGAACAAUACCUAGAUGCACGUGGACUGACCCCAAAAGUUUUAGCUGCCGCACAUAAUGCAGCUCCAGCGACAAAUACAGGAGAUGACGAUUUUAAUUCGCGUCUGGAAAUGUUUUACAAUUUGGGAUUAGGCACACAGCUACCAUCUCCAAAUUUAGACAUAAAUAUUGGCGCACAGAAUGCAGCUUCAACGUCGAAUACAGGAGCUGAUGGUUUGAAUUCGCGCCUAGAAAGCUCUUACACUUUAGAAUUAACAACGCAGCCACCAACUUCAACGCCGCCACCGACUGUAGUCAUAAAAUCUAUAGCGGAACCGUUUACCAACUUAGAUGAUGAGCCAUCGACUUCAACGCCGCCACCGACUGUAGUCAUAAAAUCUAUAGCGGAACCGUCUACCAACUUAGAUGAUGAGCCAUCGACUUCAACGCCGCCACCGACUGUAGUCAUAAAAUCUAUAGCGGAACCGUCUACCAACUUAGAUGAUGAGCCAUCGACUUCAACGCCGCCACCGACUGUAGUCAUAAAGUCUAUCGCGGAACCUUCUACCAACUUAGCUGAUGAGCCAUCAACUUCAACGCCGCCUCCAACUAUAGUCAUAAAGUCUAUCGCGGAACCUUCGACCAACUUAGAUGAUGAGCCAUCCACUUCAACGCCGCCACCGACUGUAGUCAUAAAGUCUAUCGCGGAACCUUCGACCAACUUAGAUGAUGAGCCAUCCACUUCAACGCCGCCACCGACUGUAGUCAUAAAGUCUAUCGCGGAACCUUCGACCAACUUAGAUGAUGAGCCAUCAACUUCAACGCCGCCUCCAAUUAUAGUCAUAAAGUCUAUCGUGGAACCAUCUACCAACUUAGUAGAUGAGCCACUCGUGACAUAUGACAUCGUGUCAGCGCGCAAGCGACGUCAAUUGUUGGAGAUAAGCACUACCACAUCACCCAUCGAAAGCACAACAGUACCUGAUGUAAUCGAAACAAGUACAAUGACUGACGGCCAACAAGCCGUGGAGGGAAUUACAGUAAUGCUGGACCUAAGCCCGCCGGUAAGCAGCACUGAGUCACCGAUAUCAACAACCGUUACCACUACCCAACUCGAACCCUUCAUUCCACUCAUUGGUUUCGACGUCUCCAUACUACCAGCCUCUGUGUCACACGUACUUUAUGCGCCACGCAUUCCAAUCGACUCAACAACAACUACCACUUCAACUGACGUGCCGAUAGUUUUGGCGGAGCAAGUCGUUGCAGUUACCACACCACAUUUCCCGGCUCAGAGUCGACGCAUCGCUCGCGCGGUAUCUUUCAAUGUUAUGGACCAGAGGAAAAUGACAAAAGCCACACCUGUCCCGCCAUUGCCUCAAACAGAUGUACGCAGUACGAAAAUGUCCCAUUUGCCACGUAGCUCGCGUAAGUUACGCGCUGUGGAUGAGGCUGCUGUUGCAGCUCCACUCGCAGAGAAGGAGGGCAGCACUGUCGUUGCGGAGCAAGAGGUGACAACGCAGGCCAACAAUUGCGAUAUUGGGUGCACGAAAUUCGAUUUUAAUCCUGUUUGCGCUUUCAAUGGCGAGUGUUAUCACCAAUUUCCCAAUCAAUGUAUUAUGGAUACAUUCGUGUGCAAGCGUCCUGAUUUGGGCUUCAAAUCAACACCGCGCCAACGUUGUGCAAUGCAUUGGCUGAAGCGUUGUAAGGCAGAGGAGCUGAAGAGCGAAUAGUGGUUAGUUAGGGAUAAGAAGUAAAUCUCUUCCUUAUUUGUUUUAAUAAUUUUAUCAUAUAAGCAUUAAAAAGUUGUUUUACA
This is a messenger RNA of Rhagoletis zephyria (snowberry fruit fly), 2039 nucleotides long. RefSeq lists its product as uncharacterized. Lineage: Eukaryota; Metazoa; Arthropoda; Insecta; Diptera; Tephritidae. The record is from RefSeq and is a predicted model, not a curated record.